This is a messenger RNA of Ochotona curzoniae (black-lipped pika), 3407 nucleotides long. It is a transcript of the gene ARL13B, whose product is annotated as ADP ribosylation factor like GTPase 13B. Gene Ontology annotation, biological process: non-motile cilium assembly; receptor localization to non-motile cilium. Lineage: Eukaryota; Metazoa; Chordata; Mammalia; Lagomorpha; Ochotonidae. The transcript is spliced from 10 exons. Gene Ontology annotation, molecular function: GTPase activity; GTP binding. Bases 241 to 1539 code for a protein of 432 amino acids. Gene Ontology annotation, cellular component: non-motile cilium; ciliary membrane; motile cilium. The record is from RefSeq and is a predicted model, not a curated record.
GGUCCCGCUAGCCCAGCCGGGGCGUGUUUGCGCCUGGAGUGCCGCUGUCCCUGAGCGAGGAGGACCGUGGCUGUCCGCUCGCGGGUCGGAGCGGUUGGCGGGACGUGGAGCCGCUGCUCCGGGCCUUUUCGCUCCAACGGCGCCUGGCAGAGGCGGAGGCCCCCGGGACCGGCGCUCGGUAGCUAGGAGCCCAUCCCCGCCCUGGGCUCGCAUGGGAGGUGGCGGGAGGAGCGGCCUGGGAUGUUCAGUCUGAUGGCCAAUUGCUGCGGCUGGUACAAACGGUGGCGAGAGCCCAUCAGAAAGGUGACUCUUGUGAUGGUUGGACUUGAUAAUGCUGGUAAAACGGCAACAGCAAAAGGAAUCCAAGGAGAGCAUCCUGAAGAUGUAGCUCCUACUGUUGGAUUUUCCAAAAUUAACCUUAAGCAAGGGAAGUUUGACGUCACCAUAUUUGACUUGGGAGGUGGAAAACGAAUUCGGGGCAUCUGGAAGAAUUACUAUGCUGAGUCCUAUGGGGUAAUAUUUGUUGUGGAUUCCAGUGAUGAAGAGAGAAUGGAAGAGACAAAGGAGACAAUGUCGGAAGUCCUAAGACAUCCCAGGAUAUCAGGAAAGCCUGUGUUGGUGUUGGCAAAUAAACAAGACAAGGAAGGCGCUUUGGGAGAAGCUGAUGUGAUUGAAUGUCUGUCUUUGGAAAAAUUAGUCAAUGAGCACAAGUGCCUAUGUCAAAUAGAACCUUGCUCAGCAGUGUUAGGAUAUGGGAAAAAAAUUGACAAGUCUAUUAAAAAAGGUCUCUAUUGGUUGCUACAUAUUAUUGCAAGAGACUUUGAUGCCUUAAAUGAACGCAUCCAGAAAGACACACUAGAACAGCGUGCUCUUGAGGAACAAGAAAAGCGAGAAAGGGCUGAGAGAGUGCGGAAAUUGCGGGAAGAAAGAGAACGAGAGCAGGCGGAACUUGGUGAGACGUGUGGAGUGGCCGAGUUGGACCCAGAACCAGUUAUGGUUAAUCCUUUCCAGCCGAUAGCGUCUGUGAUCAUUGAGAAUGAAAAAAAACUUGAAAAGGAAAAGAAGAAGCAGGAGCUGGAGAAAAGCAAUGAUGGCUGUUCCCUGAAACUUCAGAUGGACCAUGAACAAAUAGACACACAGAGCCGGAUCAGUGACAGCAGCCAAAAAAACAAUGAGUUUGGAAUAGCAGAAAAUUAUAAAGAGACAUUGACACAGCAGUUAGCAAAUGAGGAUGAGACAGACCAGCAGUCUUCAGAAUCAGGUGAUAAAAAUAAUUAUAACAAUAAAAAGAAGACUAAGAAACUAAGAAUGAAAAGGAGUCAUCGAGUAGAACCAGUGAAUACAGAAGAUUCAGCGCCUAAGAGUCCAACUCCACCACCACCUCCUCUUCCUGUUGGCUGGGGAACCCCCAAAGUCACUAGACUUCCAAAACUUGAGCCUCUUGGUGAAACACGUCAUAAUGAUUUCUAUGGGAAGCCACUGCCUCCUGUGACUGUGCGACAGAGACCUAACAGUGAUGCGCAUGACGUGAUCGCAUAACCUGGUCCUAUGGAUCAGCUCUCGUAGUAUCAGCAAGGUGUCCUGACACUUCCUCCUCAAGAAGAAAACCUCUGAGGGUUAAUGAUUGGGGCGAGAUGACCAUGAUGGUUUCCGGGCUCUGACUUGAUGUUUGCUCUGCAUUCUUCGUGGUUUAAAAGAGAAAGGAAACAGACUGAUCUGUAGAUUGCUCUGAGCAUUUGGACCAUAUGAACAAGAUCGAAUAUUGACCUUUUGGUUGGCACCUUCUCACUCUUGGGCAUAUUCCUGAAGGAAAAUCUCUUCAGAAAUAGAGCCAAUGGACUCUGCAUAACUUCUUUACUAUUUGUUUAAUACUCUUUAUUUCUACAUAUUAAACAUUUUUUAUAGGAUGUGUAAGAGAAUUGGGAGUUUAUUAGCCACAUUUUUAAACUAUUUUUAUAUUUUUCUAAAGCUUGGUUAGAAAUUUUAUUAUUUUACUGAAUGUGCACUUUUCUUAAAUGAUUUCUUUAAAUUGUGUCUGGAAAACAGUUAAUUUAUUUGUCAGACCAUGAAAAGUCCUCCUACAAACAGGAUAUAUUUAUAUGGCUUUAAGUAUGUUUUAUAAUGACAUGGUUUCUAAAGUGUACAUCAAAAUUUUACAUCAUCUUUAAAAUGAUACUUUUUUUUUUAUAAAGCAGAUUGAGGUUUUUAUUCUGCCAAAUUAUGUAAUUUGGAAUAAAUACUCAAGAAGAGAGUUCAGUUUUGUUGUUGUCAUUUUGUUUUCUCUUUUGAUAAUCUCAAUAAAGGAAAGGGAUUUAAAAUACCCUUUUUAUCUAAAUGUUCUGAUUUUAAUAGCUCUGUGUACUACUAAAAGUCCCAAUAAGCUCUUGUCUUAAGGGUUAGUCAUGAUCACGGACCAAUGGGCUUCCUGUCAAAAUCUAUAGUGCUUUGUUUACUCACUCCCAUCUUGCAAUUAACAAAAAGACUAGAACAGCCACUGUGGGCCCAAAGACUAACUUGGGUACCAGUGUUCAAAAUACAAAUGUUGGUUCAAACUUACUUUAGAUUUCUAAAAUAAAUUUUCAAGUUAAAAUGGUAAUACUUUCAGUGAGAUUGGCAUUUGUAAAGUUCUUUGUUCUUUUGUCAUUUAAAUAAAGUGUUAGAUGUGUAUUUUGAGUAUUAGAUUUACAACGUUGAAUUCAAUUAAAAGUAUAUGUAAGAAUACAGUAAGGCAGUUUUUAUUUCCCUUUACUAAGUCUGAUACAAGUGGUACCUUACACUGACAACAGACCUACCAAGUGUUUGAUGAUGACUUUGCUGAGUGAGUUACACAGUUUAAUACGACUACUUUUAAAGUUUUGUUGUAGAGCAUAAUUUUAUUCACAUUUUUUAAUUCACUGAGUUUUAUUAAUCAGGUUACUUAUCACUAUAGUCCACAUUGUACAGAUUCCUGGAGCUUUCACAUGGGACCUAUCUGGCACACUAAAUAAAAGCAUUCUACUGUAUAUAUAAAUGUCAUAGCAAUCUAAAUUGGAUAAGUAAGUGAAAUGUGAGGAAAACUGCCACAGUAAGACAGGAUGUAAGGAAUGGGUUUUAGUGGGAUAAUUGUAUAUUGUUUCAAUUUCUUUUGUAACAUUUAUAUAUUUUGACACUAAAUUCAUACUUUUGUCAUUUUUUAAUACUCAUCUACUUUGAGAGUAAAUGUGUUUGAAAUCUGUUUCCUACCGGGAUUUACUGUAGGUUACAGUGAUUACUAACUGCUUUUAAUGAAAAUAACAAUGAUUUUCAAAUUAAAUCCAAAGUAAUUUUAUAUAGCUCAUUAAAAUUAUUUCUAUUAUUAAAACAUGAAUAUACUUUUAAGGUAUUUUAUAAUUCCAGAUGGAUUUUAAUAAUUAAAUGGCUAUUUUGUU